AUGGAGUCCGAUGCUACCACACCUACAACUGCUAACGCUCCUGAGAAUGCUCAGUCUCCUGACAUAGUAGUAGCAGACGAGGCUCGCAAUCUUUCUAACCUCAUCAAGACGAGACCUCCGUUCACGAGUGGCACGAUGGCAAUUCCGGCGGAGGACUUCACUUUGUUCUAUGGCAGAGAGAGGGAUGCGAGACGUAUUAGUCUCCUCAAUCCUACUACAGAAGACAUGGAACAUCUCUCCUCUACCUGUACCGGCGCCACAUUCGGGCGGGACAGCGAAGACGUAUACGACGAGACGUAUCGCAAGGCGGGCAAACUCGACGUCACGGACUUCAGCUCGCGCUUCGAUUCGGUGCAUUCUGAUAGGCUUGCGAGGAUGUGGUGCGAGGAGCUUUUAGAUGGGAAGGAUGAUAACAGAAGGGUCAGGUCGGAGCUGUACAAGUUGAACGUUUAUGGGCCCGGCUCGUUCUUUAAGGCCCACCAAGACACCCCUCGCGGACCCAACAUGUUCGGCUCCCUCGUCGUCGUCUUCCCAACGCCACACGAAGGUGGCGCACUCGUCCUCCGCUCUGAUAAUGGCGAACGCCAAGAAGAAAUCCUCGACUUUUCUGCAUGGUUGAAGCAGACUAAGACGCCAUCCGUUGCGUAUGCUCUCUUCUUCGGAGAUAUCACGCAUGAGGUUUACGAGGUCACUCGAGGCUAUCGCGUCUCCCUAACCUACAACCUCUACUUCGACGAUGACAAGACGCCCUCCCAAACCCUCCUCCGGUCCCUCGACGGAAAACCCUCCCACUUCCAAUCCAUCCAAUCCUCCCUCACCCGCCUCCUCAACUCCGACACCUUCCUCCCUAACGGCGGCACACUCGGCUUCGGACUGCGGCACCGCUACCCCCUCAAAGACCGUACCCAACCCUCCCAGAUCUCCGCCGUCCGCGACGUCCUCAAAGGCUCCGACGCUGCCGUCGCGCAUAUCUUCUCCCAGCAGCACGGCCUCGACCCGAAAAUCGUUGUUGUGUAUGAUCUCGAGACACACGUUAUCAUGUGCGAUCGCGCGCCAAUCGAAGUCGUUGCGGAAUCGGACGCUCAUUUUGGGUAUAAUCUCGUGGAAUUUAAUAAUGGACGCGUGAUAGGGAUAAACACUGAGAGAAGGCCGUGGGGUUAUGAGGACUCGGAGGAAUUAGAUCGAUGGGAGCAUAUUGAUGUGCAGGAGAGAGUGUGGUGGAUCACGCCGAUGUGCGCGUUGAAUAAGUAUCAGUCCUCGUCGGUGUCGUUUGGGAACGAGCCGCAGUUGGAUUUCGAGUAUGGGGAUCUUUGUAUGAUUGUGAGGGUUGGGAGACCGGGGAGUAGGAAGGUCAUUGUUAAGGGGUCCUUGAUGGAAAAGGUCCCUAAGGCGAGGGAGUGGGGUGAUCACUGGGCUGUUGAAGAGGCACAGGAGGAGGAGCAGGAGGAGGACGAGGCGGAAGACGUGGUGGAGAAGGAUAUGGAGGCCCAGUAA
Molecule: messenger RNA, 1494 nt
Organism: Stereum hirsutum FP-91666 SS1
Lineage: Eukaryota; Fungi; Basidiomycota; Agaricomycetes; Russulales; Stereaceae
Exons: 4
Coding region: 1-1494 (497 amino acids)
Source: RefSeq, a predicted model, not a curated record